AUGACGAACUCGGCACCAUCAUCGCCAUCGCCCUCCUUGUCCCCGACCUCGGCAAAUCUCAAGGCUGCGGCGGGGGAGAAGAGACGUCUGACAGAGAAGGAGAAAAAGGCGAAUCACCUCGCCUCGGAGAAAAAACGAAGGGAACAUAUCCGAGAUCAGUUUGACCGGCUUUCGAACAUUGUUCCCGGCCUUGAAGGGCGAGCGCGCUCCGAAGGCCUGGUACUCCAGAGCACAAUAGAAUACAUCAGGAAACUAAUGUUGGCCCGGCGAGAAUUGAUUCAAAAUCUCGAGGCUAACGGCGUCGAGGUGCCGGUAGAUCACAAGAGAUGGUUUUUUGACGAUGACUGGGAGGCGCAAAUGGAAAAGAGCAUAACCGGCUCAAAAGGAGGCGGCAGCUCGCCAGGAGGUAGCCUGCAAGAGGGCAGAACGGUGCAAGACUUGAUACCCAAUGAGAUAGAAGAGACGUGA
Chaetomium fimeti is the source of this 468-nucleotide messenger RNA. RefSeq lists its product as uncharacterized. The coding region runs from base 1 to 468 and encodes 155 amino acids. Gene Ontology annotation, biological process: regulation of transcription by RNA polymerase II. Lineage: Eukaryota; Fungi; Ascomycota; Sordariomycetes; Sordariales; Chaetomiaceae. Gene Ontology annotation, molecular function: RNA polymerase II cis-regulatory region sequence-specific DNA binding; protein dimerization activity; DNA-binding transcription factor activity, RNA polymerase II-specific. The record is from RefSeq and is a predicted model, not a curated record. The transcript has 4 exons.